Messenger RNA from Coccidioides immitis RS, 1839 nucleotides. RefSeq names its product sugar porter (SP) family MFS transporter. The transcript is spliced from 6 exons. Lineage: Eukaryota; Fungi; Ascomycota; Eurotiomycetes; Onygenales; Onygenaceae. Gene Ontology annotation, molecular function: myo-inositol:proton symporter activity. The record is from RefSeq and is a predicted model, not a curated record. Gene Ontology annotation, cellular component: membrane. Gene Ontology annotation, biological process: transmembrane transport. The coding region runs from base 1 to 1839 and encodes 612 amino acids.
AUGAGAGAGAAACGACUCGACCCAGAAGUCCCUGUAGCCAACGAUGGCCACAGCUCGAGUCCCUCCGUCUCCACGGGGAAACAGGAGGUCAUCAGAGAAGAAACCAUAAGAAGCUGGGUGAAAGAAGGACAAGAAAAUGGGAUAAACAACAAACUUCGAAACCCCCUAUCUGGCAUGACCAAAGACGAGCUCUUCCGGGAUGUUGAAACAUUCGCCCUUGAAAAAGGCCUGAUGGAUGUCGUUGACGAUUUGAAGAAGGGAGCUCUGAUCGCGCAAGAUCCGAAGUCGUUUGAGCUCCUGGACGAGCUUUCGGAGGCGGAAAAGGAACUGCUCCGUCGGGAGAAAACGCACAAAUGGAAUCAGCCUUUUAUGAUGUAUUUCAUGACCAUUCUUUGUGCCGGCUCCGCCAUUGUCCAGGGCAUGGACCAGACCGCAGUUAAUGGUGCCCAAGAGUUUUACUUCGAUGAAUUCAACGUCACCGAUGUCUGGCAACAGGGUCUGCUCAACGGAACCCCAUAUCUCUGCUCCGCAUUGAUCGGCUGCUGGACAACGGCGCCUCUCAACCGCUAUUUCGGCCGUCGUGGAUGUAUUUUCAUCUCAUGUUUUGUCUCGUUUGCAAGCUCCUUCUGGAUGGCUACAGCCCAUACCUGGUGGAACCUUCUCUUGGCUCGGUUUUUGCUUGGUUUCGCCGUUGGCGCUAAGUCCACGACUACACCUGUGUAUGGGGCAGAAUGCUCUCCGGCAAAUAUUCGUGGUGCGCUCGUCAUGAUGUGGCAGAUGUGGACGGCGUUUGGAAUUAUGUUGGGCUACAUUGCAUCUGUCGCCUUCAUGGACGUUAAAGUCGCAUCGAUUCCCGGUUUUAAUUGGAGGCUGAUGUUAGCUUCCACAGCGAUCCCUCCUUUUUUCGUCUGCAUUCAGGUAUAUCUAUGCCCUGAAUCUCCACGAUGGUACAUGAUGCGGGAUCGGUAUCAGAGCGCCUACAAUGCUCUCUGCAAACUUCGACCUUCAUCUCUACAAGCGGCGAGGGAUUUGUACUAUAUCCAUGCUUCGCUGAGAAUUGAGGAAAAACUUCGCGAAGGCAAGCGUCUUUGGAAGGAGAUGUUUGGCAUUCCUCGCAAUAGACGAGCUGCACAGUCCUCAUUCUUUGUAAUGUUCAUGCAGCAGUUCUGUGGCGUCAAUGCGAUCAUGUACUAUUCCUCUUCGAUGUUUAGAACCGCAGGUUUCUCGCAACGCGAGGCUUUGAUAACGUCUUUGGGCUGUGGUAUUACUAACUGGAUUUUUGCACUGCCUGCAGUGUAUACAAUCGAUACGUUCGGCCGACGGAACCUACUUCUGACAACGUUUCCACUCAUGUCACUUUUCUUACUAUUUACAGGAUUCUCUUUCUGGAUCCCAGAUUUGAAGACACGGACAGCCUGCGUUGCGACGGGGAUUUACCUGUUCAUGAUCGUGUAUUCGCCUGGUGAAGGGCCAGUGCCGUUUACCUAUUCGGCUGAAGCAUUCCCUCUGUAUAUUCGCGACAUCGGGAUGUCAUUCGCGACAGCGACCACAUGGGGAUUCAACUUCGUUAUUUCUCUCACAUGGCCAGCCCUAGAGAAAUCUUUCAAACCACAAGGGGCGUUCGGUUGGUAUGCUGCUUGGAACAUCUUCGGCUGGGUAUUCUGCUAUUUCUGCCUACCGGAGACAAAGGCCCUGUCCUUGGAAGAACUAGACCAAGUCUUUUCGGUUCCGACAAGAACACAUAUCAACCAUUAUCGUACUAUGUUGCCAUGGUAUUUCAAGAAAUACGUUUUAAGAAGCGAUGUCCCACCGCAGAAGCAACUAUAUGAUUACGAGUAA